This is a messenger RNA of Mucor velutinosus, 873 nucleotides long. RefSeq lists its product as uncharacterized. Gene Ontology annotation, molecular function: DNA-binding transcription factor activity; sequence-specific DNA binding. The coding region runs from base 1 to 873 and encodes 290 amino acids. The transcript is spliced from 2 exons. Lineage: Eukaryota; Fungi; Mucoromycota; Mucoromycetes; Mucorales; Mucoraceae. The record is from RefSeq and is a predicted model, not a curated record. Gene Ontology annotation, biological process: regulation of DNA-templated transcription.
AUGACUGACAUCACUCCAAAUAUCAACUUCAAGAAUGACCCACCACUCUAUGAUCUGCAAAAAGUCAUCCAACAAUAUCAAUCACAACCUGAAUUACUCAAAUUGAUCCUAACAAGCAAAGUCGAAGAGGAUAAAAGAAGAGCUGAAGAGGCUAAAUUACGUGCAAAAGAACUCGAUCUCUACUUUCAGCACAAGGAAAAGAAAUCACACAAAAUACUGCCUUCCAUCUCAUCUUCAUUAAGAAAGAAUCGUUCCUCAUCAUUGUCCUCUCCAUAUGCCAUUCCUCCUCUAUCGUCUCACUCAUCGCACCAAACAUCUGCCUCCUCCGCUGCUGCCUAUCGCAGUUACCACUCUUCCAUCUCGUCUACAUCUUCUUCAUCGGGCUCAGUGUCAUCUCUCUCUGAACUUGAGGAGGAAGAGGAACAAGACAUCCACAUGGAUCAUCAACAACGUAGACAUUCUGCUGCUGCCGCCAUGCUGGCCAUGGGAGGUUCUGCUGCCAAUGUUGAAUCCUUCUCGAAUGCCUAUCCAUCUCCCAUAGACGAGCAUUACAGUGAUGAAAAGGAAGAGACUACAGCAGAAGAAGACGAAGACAUGAACAAACCUCGUCGCAGAAGAGAAAUGCAAGCCAUCACCAAGAUUGUUGAGACCAGAGAAUUUCCCUACGUCGACAACUAUUUCUGGAAGAACAAUGGCAAUACGGUGCAGAAAAAGACUGGCUGUAAGAGCAUCUACUACAAGUGCUCUAAUAGUAAUAAGGGAUGCUCCGUUAAUAAAACUGUAACUGCUAAACCCAAUGGCGAGUAUCUCAUCAAGUACAGAGGCUGCCACUUGCAAGAAUGUGGUAGAGUUGAGAGAAUCAGAGAUCUGUAA